This is a messenger RNA of Maylandia zebra (zebra mbuna), 591 nucleotides long. Lineage: Eukaryota; Metazoa; Chordata; Actinopteri; Cichliformes; Cichlidae. The record is from RefSeq and is a predicted model, not a curated record.
UGGCUCCUUGAACUUCUACAGACCCUGGAAUCACUACAAGAUGGGCUUCGGAAACCCCAAUGGAGAUUACUGGCUUGGUCUUGACAUCGUCAGUGCCCUGACAUCCCAGCAAAAAUCUGAGCUGCGGGUCGACAUGAGGGAUUUUCUGGGAAAGGAAGUUGCUCGUUACUCUUCAUUCAAGGUUGAUGCUGAAUGUGACGGAUACAAACUGACUAUUGCUGGAUUCAAUAAUGGAGGGGCAGGGGAUGGUCUGACUUACCACAAUGGAAUGAAGUUCUCCACCUUUGACAAAGAUCAGGAUGGGUCUUCCGGUAGCUGUGCCCAAGCAUCUGGGGCAUUUUGGUACAACAACUGUCACCAUGUAAACCCUAAUGGUAUUUAUCGCUGGGGAGCUAUGAGCAUUUAUGGUGCAACUGGAAUGGAGUGGUACCCAUGGAAGGGUUGGGGCUACUCCAUGAAGGCCAUGAGCAUGAAGUUUCGUCUCGUGCAGUAAAUCUGCAGGACAAACAUUCAGCAAAAUUUUAGCAACUGCUUUCUGAUGAUUAAUUUCUUUUCUUUUCUCUCAUUAAUCAUGUAACCUUUCUUUGAGCU